Messenger RNA from Quercus robur (English oak), 1425 nucleotides. RefSeq names its product probable pectate lyase 4. Gene Ontology annotation, molecular function: pectate lyase activity. The record is from RefSeq and is a predicted model, not a curated record. Lineage: Eukaryota; Viridiplantae; Streptophyta; Magnoliopsida; Fagales; Fagaceae. The coding region runs from base 138 to 1277 and encodes 379 amino acids. The transcript is spliced from 5 exons.
UAUCUCUGUUAACAGGAGACACAGACAGAAACAGAAACACACACAUAUACACACAGCUUUAGAGUUCAGUUUCAACUUUAAAAGUUGAAGUUCCAACCUUAAUUAAUAUCUGAGUUAAAAAAGCCGUCUGCAAUUAAAUGGGGAACAUCCAUGGCCAUCGCAAACACCGUAACAGCUCUCAUCAAAAUAAACCGCCUUCAAAUUCACAGCCCUUUAAAUAUGGUCCGUCCGAUCAAGCUCCACAAGUCCCCAGCUCCACCAAGCCUAAGCCCAAAACCAACAUGGUCUCCUUGCCUUACGGUCAUGUGGACUCGACCCUACGAGCCCUCGCCGGCCAAGCCGAGGGGUUCGGCCACCGCGCCAUCGGUGGGCUCCACGGUUCUCUUUACCAUGUCACCACCUUAGCAGAUGAUGGGCCAGGAUCACUUCGUGAAGGAUGUCGUAAUAAAGAACCACUAUGGAUUGUGUUUGAAGUUUUAGGCACCAUUCAUCUCUCUUCUUACUUGAAUGUGUCGUCUUAUAAGACCAUUGAUGGCCGAGGCCAAAGGAUUAAACUCACUGGGAAAGGUUUGAGGCUGAAGGAGUGUGAACAUGUAAUUAUAUGCAAUCUGGAGUUUGAAGGUGGUAGAGGUCCUGAUGUUGAUGCCAUCCAAAUCAAACCUAAUUCAAAACAUAUAUGGAUAGACCGCUGCACCCUUCGUGACUAUGAUGAUGGACUGAUAGAUAUCACUAGGGAAAGCACAGAUAUUACUGUUUCUAGGUGUCACUUUUUACAACAUGACAAGACAAUGCUCAUUGGAGCAGACCCUUCUCAUAUUGGUGACAGAUGCAUUCGAGUGACCAUUCACCAUUGUUUUUUUGAUGGGACCAAACAGCGGCAUCCUCGAGUUAGAUAUGGGAAAGUGCAUCUUUACAACAAUUAUACCAGAAACUGGGGCAUUUAUGCUGUUUGUGCCAGUGUGGAAUCACAGAUAUACUCCCAAUGCAAUAUAUAUGAAGCAGGACAAAAGAGGGUUGCAUUUAAAUAUCUCACAGAGAAGGCAACUGACAGGGAGGAGGCAACAACUGGCUGCAUAAACUCUGAAGGGGAUUUAUUCAUAAGUGCAACUCAAGCGGGGCUAAUGACCAAGGAUACUGCGCACAAAAUGUUUCAUCCUAGCGAACACUACCCUAUAUGGACAGUGGAACCUCCCACGGAUGAUCUUAAGCAAGUUCUCCAGCAUUGCACAGGAUGGCAGUCUGUUCCACGACCUGGAGAUCAGAGGGCGGUAGCAUAGUAUCUUGAUAACUACAUAUAUAAUCUCUAAUUAGUAAUUUUGACUAUGAUGUUUAUUUCAACAAAAUACCUCUUCCCGUGUGUAAAAGGCAACCAGUGAGUUUUCCUUUUAAGCAAGGAUGAAAUAAAUAAGAUUUCUGUUUUGAUGU